Trachymyrmex cornetzi is the source of this 2173-nucleotide messenger RNA. RefSeq names its product chromatin assembly factor 1 p55 subunit (gene Caf1-55). The record is from RefSeq and is a predicted model, not a curated record. Gene Ontology annotation, molecular function: protein binding. NCBI's taxonomy places the organism in Eukaryota, Metazoa, Arthropoda, Insecta, Hymenoptera, Formicidae.
AUGGAAAGACGAAGCAGUCGUUUAGCAAAUUUCCAAGUCAAUCAAGACCAAAAUUUGGAAUGGCCUGAUGUAAGAAAUCUUAACCUUGCACCAUCUUCUAUGAUGGAUGAAUUAAAUCAUAUACUUGAACCUACACCAUCUACUAUGAUGGGUGAAUCGCAACCGAUUAAAGGUGUGUUGACUAUGAUUCAAGAAGCUGAAUUGGAGAAAAACAUCAAAAAAAGUGACAAACCGAAUAAGAAACAUACACCAACUAAGAUUGUAAGGAUUAAUUCUAUACAACCAAAUGUACCAAAUAUCAAAAGAAUUAAAUGCAUUGGACUUGAAUCUACACAAGGAGAUUUAAGCGCCGCUGUUUGUUCAGAGGGCUUUGACGACGCUGUGGAGGAACGUAUUAUCAAUGAGGAAUAUAAAAUAUGGAAGAAGAAUACACCAUUUUUAUACGAUCUUGUGAUGACACAUGCUUUGGAAUGGCCUUCUUUAACGGCUCAAUGGCUGCCCGAUGUCACCAGACCUGAAGGAAAAGAUUAUUCAAUCCACAGGUUAAUUUUAGGCACUCAUACUUCAGAUGAACAAAAUCAUUUGCUCAUCGCCAGUGUCCAGCUGCCGAAUGAAGAUGCCCAAUUCGACGCUUCUCAUUAUGAUAAUGAAAAGGGUGAAUUUGGUGGAUUUGGUUCUGUGAGUGGCAAAAUCGAGAUCGAGAUUAAGAUUAAUCAUGAGGGUGAAGUUAAUAGAGCGCGAUUCAUGCCACAAAAUCCGUGUGUAAUCGCAACAAAAACUCCCUCGAGUGACGUGCUUGUAUUUGAUUACACCAAACAUCCCAGUAAACCGGAUCCCAAUGGAGAAUGCCAUCCGGAUUUGAGAUUGCGAGGACAUCAAAAGGAAGGCUACGGACUUUCAUGGAAUCCGAAUCUCAAUGGAUAUUUACUUAGUGCGUCUGACGACCACACGAUUUGCUUGUGGGACAUCAAUGCCACACCGAAGGAAAAUCGCGUUAUCGAUGCGAAAACUAUCUUUACAGGGCACACAGCCGUAGUUGAAGACGUUGCUUGGCAUCUGCUACAUGAAUCAUUAUUUGGUUCAGUCGCUGACGAUCAAAAGCUCAUGAUCUGGGACACUAGAUGCAACAAUACUAGUAAACCAAGUCAUACUGUUGAUGCUCAUACCGCUGAGGUAAACUGCUUGAGUUUUAAUCCGUAUUCUGAAUUUAUAUUGGCUACUGGCAGUGCUGACAAGACUGUGGCACUUUGGGAUUUGCGAAAUCUUAAAUUGAAGUUACAUUCAUUUGAGUCGCACAAGGAUGAGAUCUUCCAGGUCCAAUGGUCACCACAUAACGAAACUAUAUUAGCAAGCAGUGGCACAGAUAGACGAUUACAUGUUUGGGAUCUCAGCAAGAUCGGCGAGGAGCAAUCCAGCGAAGAUGCUGAAGAUGGACCACCAGAACUUCUGUUUAUACAUGGAGGUCAUACUGCGAAAAUAAGCGACUUUUCAUGGAAUCCGAAUGAACCGUGGGUCAUAUGCUCAGUAUCGGAAGAUAACAUAAUGCAAGUGUGGCAAAUGGCGGAGAAUAUUUACAACGACGAGGAACCCGAGACACCUGGAAGUGAGAUUGAAACUGGUGGCUCAUAACGUGAAAUAUAAUUCAUCAAAUUGUUUUGAGCUAUCGUCACCCCCCAACUGAGGAUAAGCGCACCCUCGUUGCGCCAUGUUGUUGAACAUCUUGGUGUAACGAGCAUGAAGACAUUCCUUUUCACCAAAGAACAAUAAUUCUUGCUUUUUAUAAUUCGAUCGUACAAAAGAUGUAAAUAACAAAAAAGAAAGAUUCCAUUGUUCAGCGAAUGUAUGCCAUUUUAUCGGAUUUGACUAAACAUAUUUUUCCAAAAUUUUGAAAAAAAUUACGAAUAACUUUAAAUAUUUUUGAAAGAAUAAGAAUAGCGAGUAUUAUUGUUUUACGGUGACGAAUUGGCUAUGUAAACAAGAAAUUAAAUUAGCUAGCUAGCUAAAUAGUUAGCAAUAAUAAAAUAACUGCUAGUUACACCCUUUAUGAGCCAUCCUCGUACGAAGGCACUAUUUCUCUGUCACAGUGAAUAAGAGAACUCAAAUGACAUUAGGGGAUGCCAAGUACUUUUUCUACUUCGUUUUAAGCGUGAAUAAAGAAAUUAUGUAAACUCGA